Ornithodoros turicata is the source of this 1216-nucleotide messenger RNA. It is a transcript of the gene Grasp65, whose product is annotated as Golgi reassembly-stacking protein 2-like. Gene Ontology annotation, molecular function: protein binding. Gene Ontology annotation, cellular component: Golgi apparatus. Gene Ontology annotation, biological process: Golgi organization. The transcript has 9 exons. The record is from RefSeq and is a predicted model, not a curated record. The coding region runs from base 119 to 1066 and encodes 315 amino acids. Lineage: Eukaryota; Metazoa; Arthropoda; Arachnida; Ixodida; Argasidae.
GGUGGGCUGGGGUAGAGAUAGUGGGGCUAGAUCCCUUGCCACGUCAAGUUACGUUUUAACUGUGUUGUGUGGAUGAAUUUUUAUCUCUCGUCUUGUAUAGAAAUAAUAUUUGUAAAAUAUGGGUGGAUCUCAAAGUAGCGUUAUUCCGGGAGGCGGCACCGAGGGUUAUCAUGUUCUCCGAGUGCAAGAAAACUCUCCCGGUCACAAAGCCGGCCUAGAAGCCUUUUUCGAUUUUAUCGUUGCCAUUGGAAAGACGAGAUUGAAUGAAGACAAUGAUGCAUUGAAGGACAUCCUGAAGAACAAUAUUGAGAAGCCAAUAGUGAUGACAGUGUACAGUAGUAAAUCCCAGACGGUGCGAGACGUGGAGAUUGUACCCUCCUCCAUGUGGGGUGGCCAUGGGCUCCUCGGUGUCAGCAUUCGUUUCUGUUCCUUUGAGGGAGCCAAUGAAAACGUGUGGCACGUUUUGGACGUCAGCCCCAGUUCUCCGGCUCAAGCUGCCGACCUGAGGCCGUACACUGACUACAUAAUCGGAUCGGAUUCUGUGCUGCACGAGUCGGAAGACCUGUUCACGCUGAUCGACGCCCACGAAGGAAGACCUCUCAAGCUGUACAUUUACAAUGCUGAGAAUGACAGCUGCCGUGAAGUGAGCAUCACUCCAAACAAGGGAUGGGGCGGAGAAGGCAGCCUAGGUUGCGGCAUCGGCUACGGCUACUUGCAUCGCAUUCCAACGCGGCCUUUGCAGCCUGCAGCAGGAGACGGGUUCUCAUCGGUGCAACUUUCAACACCUAGUGCCACAGUGACAGAUACGACGGUCUCUCUUCCACAAGCUGUGCAAGUCAUCGGUGAUGUGACAGCAGCGCCAGCCACAAACGCAGCCAGUUUAGCAGAGCCAGCAAACAGUGAGCCACCAUCAGAGGGGACCUUGACAACACCAAUUAGUCUUCCGGGGAUGCCUCCCAUCACUGUAAGCGCCUCCCUGCCUCCCUACACGCUCCUCGGAAACACCACUGCUGGUAAGACACAGUUUCAGCUUGCGCAAAAUGAACCCCAGGGAAGAAGAAACUAGAGCAGAUAAGGCUUUUGGGAAUGCUGACACUUUUUCUGAACCUUUUCAGGACCCAAGGCUCCUAUGGCAGCACCACAACAUUUGUAAGGAGACCAUCAUCUAUUCAAAGGAGUUUUUGUGUACAACAAAUAAAUUAAGCUUUAGAGGGAU